AUGGUGGAAGGAAAUCCGUCGCCCAAAAUUCAAUGGAUGGUGUCCGGAGGAGGUGGCAUGGGAAAUGAAGCACGCUACGGAACGGCCAUCCGAGCACCUCGAGGUUCGGUAUUCCGGAUUACCAACGUCUUGCCGCAGUAUAACGGGAAUGUUAUUACUUGCACUGCUACGAACGCGCUAGGAAGAGCAGAGCACAGUGCCAAAUUGACUGUACUUGGCAAUGAAGCUGCGACGCCCCCUGGUUUCCCUCAGUUUCUUAAUUCAUUCUCGGUGAUCGUGGCGAAGAAGAACUCCGGUGUUGAGCUGGAAUGUCGUACCAGUGGAAGUCCACCACCGGUCGUCACCUGGUACAAAGACAGUGUACCCGUGGACACUGGUAAUCCGCGAUUCACCCAGCUGCAAGAUGGAAAUCUGAAAAUCGCGAACCUUGUGGAGGAUGAUGAAGGCAAAUAUGAAUGUGCCGCGACCAAUGACAAGGGAACACGAGUAUCGUCUGGUGAUAAUUUGCUCGUACGAGAGAAUGUGGAGGCCAGUUUGCAGCUAAUAGCCCCAAGUACAAAACGCUUUCGUCCACAUUUCACUAAAGUUCCGCCAGCCAGACAGAUUGUCCCCCCUGGUGGACGACUGGCACUCACCUGUACUGCUGUUGGAGCUCCUGCACCCAGAGUGGAUUGGUACCAUGCGAAUCGGCGAUUGGUACAUGAACAGGCUGAGCAAAAUACACCAGGAUCUGCGCGCAUACUAUUACUCGACUUGUCCGAGUCGAUAAAUGUCACAUGUGUAGCUGUGUCAUCGAUGGGUCGUGUCCACCAUGAAGUGCAAGUUAUUGUGAAAACCCUUCCGCAACCUCCUGGACAACCUUCCCUGGUGGAUGUGGGAUCCACGUUUGCUCGCCUGGCUUUCACUCCUACCCCAAGUCAACCGAUCUGGAAAUAUCUACUAUUCUGGAUAGAGACGAAAUAUUACAAUGACCGAAUGCUGCAGAUUAUGCCACAUAAAGCUGCCAGCUUGCUUAAUACGAGCAACCUGUACGAAGAGCCACCAGCUGGUUGGACAAACGCUGUACAACCAGACGUUCUACUCCUACCAAACGAUCCCAAGAACGCAACUAAAAACGCAGAUGGAUAUGUACGGAUUCUGGAUACGACUGAGCUCUCAAAGGCUUUGGUGGAUUCGUCGAACAUGUUCCAGACGAUUGAUGCCUCGCUAACGCGACUUAAGCCGUACACAAAUUACACUGUUUGGGCACGUGCUGUUGGACCGGAGGCCGACCCAUCAAACGCCGGUCCCACAUGGACAUUUAUAACGCAUGAAGUCGCUCCUACAAGUCCACCGACCGAAGUCCAUGCUGAGGCAAUUUCAAAUGCUGCGGUAACCGUUUACUGGAAUCCUCCAGCCGAUCCGAACGGGCGCAUAAGAGCGUAUCGUAUCCUAUAUACAGAUAGACCAAAUCUGGAAGUGGCCUUUUGGGACACCAGUAUUGUGGAUAUGGAUUCCAAUCGAGCACCCUCCUUGGCCUCGCAGUCAAGCAGCAUGUCCGUUACGAGUGGCCGACAUAGACCUACUCAUGUGCACAUACUUUCGCAUCUGACCGUAAACGCAACCUACUUCAUCCGUGUCAGUGCAGUCAAUGGGAAAGGAGAAGGACCACCUUCCGAGCCCGUGGUUGUGAUCGUCCGUCCCGGACUCUUGCCCGCCCCUAGUAACUUGACUGCAGCGGCAACAUCUUUCAGCGAGAUUGAACUCAAAUGGACUCCACCGGACAAUUUGGAACAAAACUCCAGAUUGCUACAGCACUACCAAAUUCAAUACGCCCCCAUGUCUACCAUUGCAGCCACCGCCACAACCUCGAUAAACAGCAGUUUGCUGCAUUGGACAGCGUCAUUGGAUUCGCUCACUUCCGACAGCGUAAAUACCAAAAUCAUCGGGGCACACCUUAACACUAUGAUGAUAUCUGACCUCAAACCGGAUCAGUUGUACAUUAUAGCAAUUGCCACAGUAUCCCAAGCCGGCCCUGGAGUCAGAAAUGCGGUUUUCUGUCGGACCAAAAAGUUUGUACCACCACAACCUGCGAACUUGACUGUACAAGCGGUGGGUCCAACAGAACUCUUUGUUCAGUGGCAGUCGCCUAUCCCCGACAACCCAGACCGCACGACAGCAGCUAUAGCUGGCCGAAUAGCGUACUUCGAACUUACUUGGCGCCCUUCAAAUAAAGAUGGAGGCUGGAUUCGGUCAGAACAGCACCGCACAUCAUCCGAUUGGACCACCCCUUCGAUUGCAGUGUCUGAGAUCCAAGGAUCUGAGUUACAGCCAAUCAGUCGGCGUUUGGUUCCCGCCCAAACCGAUUCCACAACGUCCGGUUGGUACAAAGCCAGUAUUGGGGCAUUACAACCGUCCACAUUUUACGUCAUCCACGUACGAGCUGUGGCCUCCUCAGGGUCCGGAGAUCGGGCAAUGUCUACUCCAGUGCAAACCUGGGAUCCACCUUUGCCUGCCCCGAAAAAUCUGCGACUACUCAGUCAGGUGUUUCCACCCAAAACCUAUUCCACAUUCCCACAAGUCUCCAUCAAAGUUUCUUGGGAGCCACUACAAGGUGCUACUGAAAUCGUCACUUAUAGGAUACGAUGGCGAAUGCUACUCAGUGCCUUGGCCCCUCAUCCAAGCGAUGACACCAGUUCACCCAGAGAAAAUAGGCGAAUUCGGUCCGGAGUUGAUCACGGGGAUAUAACUGCUGAACGUUGGAUCUACUGGCCUGAUCCAACGGAGGAUUGUCAUGCUCCGCUCGAAAUGAUACCUUGUCGUUUGCAGUUAGAUGAGGUGAACACUACUGAGACGAAUUGGAUCUCAAUACCUGGGCAUUUCCUUCUGAGCAUGACGUACGAAUUUCGCGUGGCCGCAUUAACUACUGUGCAGGCAGGACACGAAGCGAUACAACUGAUAGCAUUGGAGGGGGCAGCUCCAACCGGAACACCAACGGAUCUGCGCGUCAAACAUGAGAUGGAUUCAUUCAUCCUAUCCUGGGGGCCACCAGAUUGGUCUCACCGGCAUGGUCCUUUUGGGUCUUACGAGGUUCUAUGCGAUUCCACACAACCGAUGAAGUCGAUCAAUGUCACAAUGUACAAUAGCCAGGUCGAGUGGCAUGGUAACCACAAGGGCACUCCCAACAGCCUCAUUGCAUGGCCCAAUGGACGCAUUCGGGUGCAGUCUGUGUGGCAGUUUGCAUCGGUUACUCGCGACUCAACAUGCGCAGUUCGUGGAAGAACCAAGUACGGUGAUGGACCAUGGUCUUCUAGAGUAGUGAUCUACGCCAAACAACAGAGAGGUGCCCCUCCACCACCCAAGAAAAUCAACGCCUUGGCAUUGCGAGGAGCUCAAUUGCGGAUCAGUUGGGCAAUGCCUCUGGAGCUUGUUCAGACGUUGACAAGCCAGCAGCGGAUGGUUAACGCAUCAAUGACUCCAAGCCAGUUGAUCUAUCGCCGAUUUGCAGUGUACGUCAGGCCCCCGGACCAACAGAACUGGACGCGAUACCUAACAAACGGACCGGUCACCGAGUUCAUUGUACACGAACGAGGUGUGUUCAACUACGUCGGUUACGUGGUUCGUGUCAGUUCAGUUGGUGCUAAUGGUCACGAAGGUACCUGGUCCGAUGCAGUUAAUGUGAGAUCUACAGCAACAGGUGCUCCGGCCAAGUUAUACAACUUGACAUGCCUUCCUAUGUAUAUGGAUCAGAACCAGCGCUGGACGCUACAAAUUAGUUGGCGCACACCGGAUCAGCUACUCGUAUUUCACUCGGAUAGUGGACGUCUCAUGCAUUAUCGAGUUAAUUACACCGAUGCCGCCAUCCCAACUGCUCUGCAAUCUCGAGAAUCCUCCAUUCGAGUGCUGCAACCGAAAAGUUUGGUAGAGCAUCAGAUUGACAAUCUCGAAUCAAACAAGGUUUACUGGAUCUCCGUGAGACCAGUUAUCGCGCCGAGUUCUGGCGCGGAUCCAACACAACCUAUCGAUGUGUACGGCGUUCCGAUACAUUCGCGAUGUGCAACUCCACAAAGAGCUCAGUUACAGUUGAAACCACCUACCAUUGUACAGACUGACGUAACUCACCCGGGACAAGGUGUCGUUGUGGUUGCGUGUGCAACACCCACUGAACAGCACACACCAGUCACCGUUUCGCUGGUCGCCAAACAGUUGGAGGAUAAUACAGCGGAGACGAACAUAUUGGUACAAUGGACCGCGAGUCGGAAACCAGAAACACGAAGCAACCCACGUUACUUGGUUUAUCUGAGUGAAUUGGAGGCGAGGCACAUUUCCGACGACUCGGACCAUCUACUGAGCGGAUUACGUCUCUCCCAAAGAAUGAAAUACGCGCUGGCACUGAGGGCAUGCUUCAAGACUGACCCGGAUUCAUAUUCUUUACUUGCGGUCACAUUCGGAUCUCAACUAGUGUGUCAACAGUCGUUAUGGGUUCAACCUGUGGCAACAGAUUUACCUCCUCCUCCAUUGCCUCUUGCACCAGCGGUUGGACAGAAAAUUGGUGUGGAUCCGGACCGUGAUCUAUGGUUCAGUGAGACAUCAGAUCCCCUGAGAAAUCAACCUCCUUCCGACGAUGCAGCUGCACGUGGGCCUGGUUUCCCCAUACAUCACAGUAAGCGCCAGUCAGUGGCAUCUCCCCAAAGUGACUUGCUGGAGUAUGGAGUUUCCUCAGACAUUGAAACUGGACGCCUAUCAUUGUUGGACAAUGGCCGAUCCGAGGGAAAGAUAAAAGCGGCGAGCAUGUCCAUUCUGAUCUCCAUGAUCUGUCUCGGAAUACUGCUUUUUGCAUCAGGACUACUAUGUCUACUCUACAUUAUGUAUCGCCGACGUGGCUGGGAGUUUGUCCAGGGUGAAUCUAAACAGUGGUCUGAUGGAUCCCGUCGGAGCCGUUGGACAACGAUUCCGGCACAUGCCUUGUUCGGUUGGAUCCGGCUGAACAAACAUAGUGCUAGACGUCGAGCACGCUCCGCCUUCACUUUUAGCGAGAUGCACGGACCACCUCCAGGAAGCUGUUCUGUUACCGCAAACCUCCCACCCUAUGAAACAGGCUUCAUGAUUCCACUUUGCAACGAAGCAGCUUCAACUGGGUUCGGUUGCGAUAGCAUCGGCGGUGUUCCUAGACCGAAUGGUACGCUCAGAUCAUACACCGGCUCAGUGGAUGCAGUAUGUAACACACCACAGUUUGGAAGUCUGAGAAAAGACGUAUUGCGCAUUAAGGAAUUGGUCCGCGUAAACACAACCGAAUUGACGGGCGGUGCCUUUUACGGCUCUCAACCCGGAGCUCUGUGUCCGAUUGAUUCUUUUUCUCUUGGAACUGGUCCCUUGGAAACUCCAUCUUUAUCGAGCGGUUAUGCCUUACAUCCGAUAUGUAACGCUGGAUUGGGCUCAGGGAGCGUGCAGUCUGAUCACAUUUCAGGCCCUAAGCUGUUGUCUGGACUUGGGCUGAGUUGUGCUAACCCAAUGGUAACCGGACCACAGUCGAGACGAACUGGUGAUUCUCAUCUGAUACCAGUGGACCAACUAGUUGAGUAUGUCCGAUCACUGAAAGCUGACAACGGUCGGCUUAUGGCAGCUGAAUUCGAAUCCAUAGAUGCAGGUGGUCAGUUCACAUGGGAACACUCGAAUCGAUCGAUGAACCGACCCAAAAAUAGGUACGCUAACGUCAUCGCCUACGACCACUCCCGUGUCGUGCUGCAGUCGACAUCACCAUUGGAUCCCGAUUCCGAUUACAUCAACGCUAACUACCUGGAUGGAUAUCAGAAACAAAACGCAUACAUUGCCACUCAG
Dicrocoelium dendriticum is the source of this 5817-nucleotide messenger RNA. The record is from the annotation of a GenBank genome assembly. NCBI's taxonomy places the organism in Eukaryota, Metazoa, Platyhelminthes, Trematoda, Plagiorchiida, Dicrocoeliidae.